AUGGGGGGCUCGGGAUCAGACAUGACUGCGCUCAGCGGACGCUCCCACCAAUAUGAGCAUGAAGAAACCCUGAAAUGGUCUUUCUGAAGUCAUUUAUGGACCGAGUGACAGUGAAGGACGAGGCGGACCCGUGGGGCCCCUCUCAGCGCGGCUUUAGUCACAAACAUGGCUCAGAUCCACAGCAGAAACUACGAACUCAAGUGAUCAAGAGUGAAGUGAUAACUGGCCAAAACCAUCACCUCUCAGACCAAGCACAAAUGAAAGACCAGUUAUGCAUCAAACCUGUGGAGGAGCUUUCAGGUUUUCCUUUGACGAUCAUAUCUGUCAAAAAAGAAGACGCUGAGGAGGAGUUUAAUGAGCAAAUGGAAGGCGCUGCGGAAUUGGAGAUGGAUAGUUACGGAAAUUCUUCUGACACGGACAAUUCAGUGAACUGGGACAGAGAACUAUCAGCUAAAAUCUCAGCUGGGCACGAAUCCGACUCCAGUUUACAAACAGACGAAGACGAACAAGCUGAAUGUUCGGAAGACUGGAUUCAGAAGUGGAAAGUUAAUGAUGAUGUCUGUUAUCCGGUGCAUGUUAACAGCAAUCCAGGCUCAGUUGUUGAGUGCGGUGCGACAGAAGAGCACAGAUGUUCAGACUGCGGGAAGAUUUUUACUGAUAAGCUGUACCUAAAGAGACAUAUGAUAAGGCAUACAGGUAGAAGACCAUUUACAUGCUCAGUUUGUAAGAAAAGUUUCACUCAAAAUGCACAUUUGAGGAAACAUAUGCGAUGCCACACAGGAGAGAGGCCUUUUAGUUGCCCCAUGUGUGAUUCAGCGUUUAGCUUGAAGCAAAACCUGCAUCGUCACAUGACCAGUCACAGUGGAGCGAAGUCUUUCAGCUGCCCAGUCUGUAAGAAACUCUUCACUCAGAAAUGCCAUCUCAGUCGGCACAUGAGUCUACACCUGAGAGAAAAGCUCUGCAGUUGUCCAGGUGAAUCAUGCGAACAUAUAAAGACUGUGAAUGGUCAGAUAAUGGCUCUAACCGCAGAGAAACCCUUCAUCUGUCCUUUUUGUAGCAAAGGUUUCACACGCAAAGACCAUCUCUCCUCACAUCUGAGCGCCCACACAGGAGACAAGCAGUUUGAUUGUCCUCAAUGCGAUGCCAAGUUUAAUCUCAAGCAAAGUUUAGAGCGGCACAUGACAGUACACAGCGGAGAGAAGCCUUUUAAAUGCCCAGAUUGUAAAAAAGGAUUCACCAGGAACAGCACUCUGAAACUGCACAUGAGAACACACACCGGGGAAAAACCCUUCAGCUGUUCAGAAUGUGACGCGAAGUUUAACCGAAAAGAAAACUUCCUUCGCCACUUAACUGUUCACACCGGAGCGAGGCCGUACAGCUGCCCAGUUUGUAAAAAGGACUUUGUGCGUAAACCAAGCCUUGAUAAGCAUAUGAAAUCUCACACUAAACAAUGACACAUUUAUACUGUCUUUUAUAAUCUCUGAGGAUUUAUUUUAAAGGGCCCAUAGUACACCAUUUUCUGAUCUGUGUUAUGAUAUUGUUUCCUCAUCACAAACAUACCUUUCAGUUGUUAACACACAAACCCUGCAUAGUUAGGCUGAGUUUUUCUCUCAAACAACAGAAACCAAAAACAGUCAUGUCAUGUGAUAAUACAGAAAGUGCUCCACUGUGUUUUAAACCCAAUACACUUUCACUAGAAUCAUUUGGAUAAUUUUCAGUCCUGGAAUUUCCAAUGUAUACUGAACGAAGAGUAAAACCUAGCUGUUACUUUGAAAACUACUGCUUCAUGACAUCACAAGGUGGAAACAAGUAUUUUGAGCUUUAGAAGCAUAUACAGACUAAUACAGGGUUACUCAAAUAUGUGUGAAUACGAUUAUACAAAAUACAUAUAUACAAAAAGUAUCUUUUUGAUGAGGUAACAAAUCUAACAUGGCUUAAAGCUCAGAAGAGUCAGUUUUGCCUUUAAUAAAUUAUUUUUUCAGACCAAAGUUUAGUUUAAAUAGCAUAAAUCAGCGUACCAGACAGACACAGCAACAUCACAUGACCUCUAAGGGGAAGAAGAAGAAGAGGAAAUGCCAAAACUGUCAAGUAUAAAAAAUAAACAAAACUUUGGUCUGAAAAAAUAGUGCAUUAAAAUGUGUAUAUUUUAUUAAUUAUUAGGCCACUGUAGUAUGAAUAAUAACUUUUUGUUCGUUUUAUAUCUGUUUUAUCUGCUAAAAUUGUAAAAUAAAUUUGUUAAAAGAUA
Messenger RNA from Boleophthalmus pectinirostris (great blue-spotted mudskipper), 2245 nucleotides. RefSeq names its product gastrula zinc finger protein XlCGF57.1-like. NCBI's taxonomy places the organism in Eukaryota, Metazoa, Chordata, Actinopteri, Gobiiformes, Gobiidae. Bases 75 to 1454 code for a protein of 459 amino acids. The transcript has 3 exons. The record is from RefSeq and is a predicted model, not a curated record. Gene Ontology annotation, cellular component: nucleus.